Molecule: messenger RNA, 1636 nt
Organism: Chelmon rostratus (copperband butterflyfish)
Lineage: Eukaryota; Metazoa; Chordata; Actinopteri; Chaetodontiformes; Chaetodontidae
Gene: chrna11
Product: cholinergic receptor, nicotinic, alpha 11
Exons: 12
Coding region: 182-1606 (474 amino acids)
Biological process (GO): nervous system process; signal transduction; chemical synaptic transmission
Cellular component (GO): postsynaptic membrane; synapse; neuron projection
Molecular function (GO): transmembrane signaling receptor activity; acetylcholine-gated monoatomic cation-selective channel activity
Source: RefSeq, a predicted model, not a curated record
UAAGGAUGUUCGGUUCCUGCGGGCUAAAUAUUCUGAUCCAAUCAGCUGCUCUUUUGAUUUUUCUUUGCCGUUUCCCUGCCUGUCCGUGCUCCCACCCGAAAGCCUCAUUUGAUUCCCUGUGUCGCUGCAGGGUCCUCACCAGAGGAACCUGUUGAAGAACCUCCUGAAGGACUACAACCGGAUGGAGCGGCCGGUGGGCAACGACUCCCACCCUCUCACUGUUGUCUUCACCCUCAGUUUGAUACAGAUCAUGGACGUGGAUGAGAAGAAUCAAGUGCUCACCACUAACAUAUGGCUACGGAUGAGUUGGUUCGACCACUAUCUCCAGUGGAACCAGAGUGAACACCCCGGAGUGAAAAACCUCCGCUUCACCACAGAUCAGGUGUGGACGCCAGACAUCCUGCUCUACAACAGUGCAGAUGACGACUUUGACUCCACCUUUAAGACCAAUGUUCUGGUGAACUCCAGCGGCUACGCCGAGUACCUGCCUCCAGGAAUCUUUAUGAGCACAUGCAACGUGGACGUUCGCUGGUUCCCUUUUGACAUCCAGAGGUGUGAGCUGAAGUUCGGCUCUUGGACGUAUGACGGCUGGCUGCUGGACCUCCAGAUGAAUGAGGCUGACAUCUCAGGCUACAUGCCCAAUGGAGAGUGGGACUUAAUUGGAGUUCCCGGCACCAGAAACGAGGCCUUCUAUGAUUGCUGUAAGGAGCCUUACCCGGAUGUGACGUUUGUUGUGACAAUACGUCGGCGGACGCUCUAUUAUGCCCUGAACCUGCUCAUCCCCUGUGUGUUGCUGUCUUCCAUGACCCUGCUCAUCUUUGUGCUACCAGCUGACUCAGGGGAGAAGAUCUCACUGGGAAUCACCGUCUUGCUGUCUUUGACUGUUUUCAUGCUGCUGGUUGCAGAGAUCAUGCCAGCCACAUCUGACUCCGUCCCCCUUAUAGGUCAGUACUUUGCCAGCAUAAUGAUCAUCGUUGGGAUGUCAGUCAUCGCCACGGUGGUGGUUCUGCAGUAUCAUCACCACGAUCCAAACGGAGGAAACAUGCCCAAAUGGGUGCAGCUCGUCUUGUUGCAGUGGGUUGCAUGGUUCUUGCGUAUGAAGCGGCCAGGAGAGAAUGACGACCCAGAGCGACCCCCAUGUGCCCCCCACUUGCGGCGCUGCUCCUCGGGCUCCCAGAGCGGGAGCAUCCCGAACCCUCCGGACCCCAACAACGGGAACCUUCUUUACAUGGGCUUCCAGAGCAUGGAGGACCCUUCAGUGCUCUCUGAGCCUGUCCAGAGGAACAACAUCUCAACAGGGCCUCCGCGAGUAGCAGGAAGCCCUGGUGGGGGCUUCGGAGUUGGACACGGAGGGCUUGGAGGGUGCUCGGCUGCAGGGUUAGGAGACCCCCAGCUGCAGGCUAUCCUGGAGGAGGUGCGUUACAUGGCAGACCGUUUCCGGGAGCAGGACGAGGCCGAGAGCGUGGCCGACCAGUGGAAAUUUGCAGGCGCCGUAAUCGACCGCCUGUGUCUGGUGGCCUUCAGCGUUUUCAACAUCAUAUGCACCAUCUCUAUCCUCAUGUCUGCUCCCAACUUUGUGGAGGCUAUUUCAAAGGACUUCGUUUGAAAGCAAAGAGGAAAAAAGAGGAGGAGCGGU